CACAAAACUUACCUUGAAGCCAACACUGAAAUACUAAAUGAAUCCCAGGUUUGAGAACUGGGCUUAAAUCUGACUGUCUGCUGUUUACGCAACACUGUGCCCCCUCCUGAGCCCCGCACUUUGCAGCCACCAUGUCGCCCAAGAACCGCAUCAUUAUUGAUACUGACCCAGGUGUUGACGAUGUCCUCGCCUUGCUGCUGGCCCUCAGCGCCCCGCCCGAGGAGCUCGAGGUUGCCAUGAUCUCGGUCACAUACGGCAAUGUCCCGCUGCAGAGGUGUCUCCGCAAUGUGGUGGCGUUGUUCCAUGUGCUCGAGAAGGAGAUGGCAUGGCGGGCAUCCGCAGGCAAGCCCACCUAUGGCGCACUGAACGCUUACAAGCCCAUCGUGGCCGUCGGCGCUGAGCAUGCCCUUGAGGACGAGCAACUCGUGGCCGACCACUUCCACGGUGCUGAUGGGCUGCAUGGUGUCCAUGAUGCGCAUCCUCACCUGUCCCCAGCCGACACCUGGCGCAGCCUGUUUGAGGAUGCCCCUAGUGGAUCGGACAGCUCUGAUGAGCCGCCUUCGUAUUCAAGAUUCUUCACUCCGAGCAAGAGGGUGGCCCACAAGGAGAUUCUUCGGAUCCUGAGGGAGGAACCCGAGGACACCAUUACCAUCGUUGCCAUCGGCCCGCUGACCAACGUCGCCCUGGCGGCGGCGGAAGACCCCGAAACCUUCCUGCGCGUCAAGGAACUCGUGGUCAUGGGAGGUGCGGUGGGAGUGCAAGGCAACGUCAGCCCCUGCGCCGAGUUCAACUGCAUGGCCGACGCAGUCGCGGCUGCCCGCGUGUACGCUCUGACCUCCCUCAUCCCGGAAUCGACCAUGCCGCCCACGGUCCAUGGCAAAUCCUUCCUGCCGCCCUACCCGGCCAAGCUGUCCCGCCAGCUGAAGCUGACGCUGUUCCCUCUGGAUAUCACCACCCCGCACGAACUCACAAAGCAAUUGUUUAACGGGAGGAUUAAGCCCCUCAAGGAGGCCGGCAGCCCGCUGGCGCAGUGGACCGACACCUUCAUGAACGGCACCUUCGACAACAUCGAGCGGAUCCUCGGCGAUGGCAGUGAGCCGGGCCUGUCCUUGCAUGAUCCCCUCUGCAUCUGGUACAUGAUGACGCGUGACCACCCGGCGUGGAAGACGGUGGCCAAGCCUGAGGACAUCCGGAUCGAGACGUGCGGGCAGUGGACCAGGGGCAUGCACGUCGUGGAUCGACGCCGCCGGGCGAAGCCUGGUGAAAAGGACAGCACGGUGCAGACGCACCCGGCGGAUCCCAUGGAUGCCGUCACGCUUGACGAGGUUCCCGGGGACACAAUGGGUUGGCUCAGCGUACGGAAGGGUAACAGGAUCAACAGGAUGCUCGAGUCGCCUGGUCAAGACAUCUUCGCCGAUGUACUGCUGAAGCAGGUUUUCGCAUAGAGAGUAGAAGAGAUUGACAGGCCAUUGGUUGCAUAGACUUGAGUUUUUGUGUUUCAUUCUGGGUAUCUCAUACAAGAUGUGACCAGCUAGUCGGGGGAUCAAAUCUCAGCCCGUCUCUCGCAAUGUCAGCAUAUCUCAUGCGGAAGUGAGGUGAGAGCUGGGUUGUGAAGAGGGCAUACCCUUGGAUUACACCCGCGCAAAACCCAAAACGCCUGGCUCUAUGAGAAAGCGAGGUUUCCCUUCAACCCCAAAAUGUAGUUGUGCGGUCCAAUCCUGCUCCCUCCAAUGCUCCGGCA
This is a messenger RNA of Chaetomium strumarium, 1741 nucleotides long. Its product is annotated as Inosine/uridine-preferring nucleoside hydrolase domain-containing protein. Gene Ontology annotation, molecular function: purine nucleosidase activity. NCBI's taxonomy places the organism in Eukaryota, Fungi, Ascomycota, Sordariomycetes, Sordariales, Chaetomiaceae. Gene Ontology annotation, cellular component: cytosol. Bases 132 to 1445 code for a protein of 437 amino acids. Gene Ontology annotation, biological process: purine nucleoside catabolic process. The record is from RefSeq and is a predicted model, not a curated record. The transcript has 5 exons.